AAGAGAUUAAGCGGAGGUGGGAUUUUCCCAUUUUGCUGAAUUCUGACGAUGACAAAAUGAAAAUUGAAGUACACCUUUAGGCAAUAGGUCUCUUCACUUUAGGUCACAUGCUGAUCUUAUAACGGAGAGUUGGUGGAAAAAACAGUUAAGGCUCCCCCACCCGACCCAAAACUCACACCAAACACACAUUAGAGGUGUGCAUCAUAGAGCUUCCCGGACGGUUCACUUGGUGUAAAGGCAUGGUUUUAUGCAGAUAAUACUACUGGGGAAGGAUUUUGGACCGAUUUAACUGAACGAUCGGAAAGGAGUUGGGUUUCACCGCGGAUGAAAUAAGGUGAUUUUGAGGCAGGACAAGACGGGCAGAGUCGUGGUAUGCUAGGGCGCUUGCAUGGUUCCUCGAUGUACAAGCGUGGAACAUCGACAGAUAACAUGGAUUCCUUUGACAUAGAUGACAAUUCUGCCCUUCUGGAGAAUGGUAUGGAACAAGAGACUUCAACUCCCUCCUGGAAGCUUUCUUUCCCACAUGUUCUUGUGGCAACAAUUGUCUCGUUCUUGUUUGGCUACCAUCUUGGAGUAGUUAAUGAACCGCUCGAAAGCAUUGCUUCGGAUCUUGGUUUCAAUGGAAACACAUUAGAGGAAGGUCUUGUUGUAAGUACAUGCCUGGCUGGUGCUUUUCUUGGAUCUCUUGCCAGUGGCUGGAUUGCUGAUGGAGUGGGGCGUCGAAGGGCAUUUCAGUUGUGUGCAUUGCCCAUGAUAGUCGGUUCCGCUCUAUCGGCGACAACUAGGACACUGGUGGGUAUGCUUCUAGGAAGAUUUUUAGUUGGAAUAGGACUUGGUGUUGGUCCACCUGUUGCAUCUCUUUACGUGACAGAGGUUUCUCCUGCUCAUGUACGGGGUACUUAUGGAAGCUUUAUACAAAUAGUUCUGUGUUUUGGAUUGAUGGCAUCUCUUUUAGUUGGAAUUCCUGUCAAGAGUAUCGUUGGCUGGUGGCGGUAUUGUUUCUGGAUAUCUACAAUACCAGCUGCUCUUCUUGCCCUUGCCAUGGUGUUUUGUGUUGAAUCUCCCCAUUGGCUUUAUAAGCAAGGACGAAUUGCUGAAGCUGAAGCUGAAUUUGGGAGGAUUUUUGGAGUUCCACAUGUCAAAACUGCAAUUACAGAAUUGGCUAAGAUAGACAGAGGUGAUGAAGCUGAUAGUGUAAAUCUCAGCGAAUUAAUGCUCGGUCGACAUUCCAGAGUUGUUUUUAUUGGAUCAGCCCUAUAUGCUUUACAACAGCUAUCUGGAAUAAAUGCUGUGUUUUAUUUCUCUUCAACUGUAUUUAGACGUGCUGGAGUAUCGUCGAACCUGGCAAAUGUUCUUGUAGGAAUUGCAAAUUUAACAGGUGCCAUUAUUGCACUUAUACUGAUGGACAAACUGGGAAGGAGAAUCCUUCUCCUUUGGAGCUUCUUUGGCAUGGCGGCAGCAAUGGCUCUUCAAGUUUUUGCUGCAAGUUUGCCUGGAUCAACCUCUGGAAGCUUUUAUUUGUCUAUUGGAAGCAUGUUGAUGUUUGUCUUGACAUUUGCCACUGGAGCUGGUCCAGUUCCAAGUCUUCUCCUUCCAGAAAUAUUACCAAGCAGAAUUAGGGCAAAAGCUAUGGCAUUUUGUAUGUCAGUCCACUGGGUGUUAAAUUUCUUUGUUGGCUUGAUGUUCUUGCCGCUGCUUGAGCAAAUCGGACCGCAGCUAUUAUACUCCAUUUUUGGUACUUUCUGCCUGAUGGCGGUGGUUUUUGUGAAGAGGAAUGUUAUGGAAACCAAAGGCAAAUCGCUUCAAGAAAUUGAGAUAGCUCUUCUUCCACAAUGAUCAGUGACAACCUUGUUCAAGGUGGCUGGAAUUUCGUAGACCUGUGGUUUGUCGGUCCUAGUAAAAUCUGCCAGGGAUCUGCUGCUGGAAGUUUGGCUCCUAUUCUUUCUGGGUGGGGGUUGAUAAUUUCUUGGUUCAUGGUUAUUCAUGUGUAAUAGGGUCCCAAUUGGCCAGCUGCUGGUACUCUGAAAGCUUGCGGAAUUUUAGCACUAUUUAGGCCGGAAUUUUGUUGGUCUAUAGAAUUAUAACUAUAGUGUAUGUUUGAUGUUAUGGACAAAUGUAAUAAUGGAGGCAUACUUUGAACUUGAAAGUUGCUUGAACUGAAAAA
This is a messenger RNA of Coffea eugenioides, 2164 nucleotides long. Its product is annotated as probable plastidic glucose transporter 2. Bases 373 to 1836 code for a protein of 487 amino acids. Gene Ontology annotation, molecular function: hexose transmembrane transporter activity. NCBI's taxonomy places the organism in Eukaryota, Viridiplantae, Streptophyta, Magnoliopsida, Gentianales, Rubiaceae. Gene Ontology annotation, cellular component: membrane. The record is from RefSeq and is a predicted model, not a curated record. Gene Ontology annotation, biological process: monosaccharide transmembrane transport. The transcript has 15 exons.